AAAACAUUCAAACCCCGCCACGCCCCCAGUCAUUCGGACGACAAUCAACAUGUCUAUCGAGUUUCCAAAGGAGGAGGAGCGCAUUCUCGCGCGCUGGCAGGAAAUUGAUGCUUUUCAGAGGCAGGUCGAGCUUUCAAAAGGCAAACAACCGUAUACAUUUUAUGAUGGGCCGCCAUUCGCGACGGGUAUGCCCCAUUAUGGGCAUCUUCUCGCUUCCACCAUCAAGGACAUCAUUCCACGAUACUGGUCUAUGAAGGGCCGUUAUGUGGAGCGACGAUUCGGCUGGGAUACACAUGGUGUGCCCAUUGAAUACGAAAUUGACAAGGAGCUGGGCAUGUCUGGCCGAGACGCUGUUCGCGAAAUGGGCAUCGCAAAAUACAACGAGAAAUGCAGGGCAAUCGUCAUGAGAUAUGCGACUGAGUGGAGGCACACCAUCGAUCGAUUGGGUCGUUGGAUCGAUUUCGACCGAGACUACAAGACUAUGGACACAGACUUCAUGGAAUCCGAAUGGUGGGUGUUCAAGAGAUUAUUCGACAAAGGCGCUGUCUAUCGAGGUUUCAAGGUCAUGCCAUACAGCACCGCUUUGGGUACCCCCCUAAGCAACUUCGAAGCAACGCAGAACUACAAGGAUGUGCAAGACCCUGCUGUGGUGGUUUCGUUUCCUCUCGUUGAUGAUUCAUCAACUCAUCUCUUAGCCUGGACGACUACACCAUGGACUUUGCCCUCGAACACUGCUCUCUGCGCGCACCCUGAUUUCGAGUAUGUUAAGAUUCUUGACGUAGCCUCAGGCAAGCACUACAUCUUGCUAGAGGCCCUUCUCAAGACGCUCUACAAGGACCCUAAGAAAGCCAAAUUCAAGAUUGUGCAAAAGCUGAAGGGCAAAGACAUGCUUGGCUGGAAAUAUGAGCCACUCUUCGAUUACAUUUAUGAGGAGUUCAAGGACUGCGCUUUUAAGGUGGUUAACGACACCUAUGUUACAGCAGACAGUGGUGUUGGUAUUGUCCAUCAGGCACCUGCCUAUGGUGAGGACGAUUACAAGAUUGCGGUCAGGCACGGAAUCGUCACUGAAGAACGACCCCCACCAAACCCAGUCGACGAUCAGGGCUGCUUCACCUCCGUUGUUCGGGAUUUUGAAGGUCAACAUGUGAAGAAGGCUGACCGAAACAUUAUCAAACACCUCAAGGAGUCCGGCCGACUUGUGGUUGAUUCGCAAAUCACCCAUAGUUACCCAUUCUGUUGGCGUUCUGAUACCCCCCUUAUCUACCGCACUGUCCCAUCGUGGUUUAUUAAGAUCCAGGACAUCAUCCCAAAGAUGCUGGAGAACAUCGAGAGCUCUCACUGGGUUCCAUCCUUUGUAAAGGAGAAGCGUUUCGCUAACUGGAUCCAAAAUUCCCCUGAUUGGGCUGUUUCCCGUAACCGCUUCUGGGGAACACCGCUCCCUGUUUGGGUUAGCGAUGACAUGAAGGAGAUAGUUUGUGUGGGUAGCAUUCAAGAGCUAAAGGAUCUCAGCGGCUACACGGGCGAGCUUACUGAUCUUCAUCGCGACAAGAUCGACGAUAUCACUAUUCCGAGCAAGCAGGGCAAGGGAGUCUUGCGUAGGGCUCCUGAGGUGUUCGACUGCUGGUUUGAAUCCGGCUCCAUGCCGUAUGCAAGCCAGCAUUACCCAUUCGAGAACGUAGAGCAUUUCGAAAAGUCCUUCCCAGGUGAUUUUAUUGCCGAGGGCCUAGACCAGACUCGUGGUUGGUUCUACACCCUUACAGUGUUGGGAACCCACCUUUUCGGUGUUCUGCCAUUCAAGAACUGUGUGGUGAACGGUAUCGUCUUGGCAGAGGAUGGAAAGAAGAUGUCGAAACGCCUUAAGAAUUACCCUGACCCUCUUCUCAUCAUGAACAGCUAUGGGUCGGAUGCUCUCAGGUUGUACCUCAUCAAUUCGCCGGUUGUCCGUGCUGAGACACUUCGUUUCAAAGAGGCUGGCGUGAAGGAGAUUGUCUCCAAGGUUUUGCUACCUUUAUGGAACAGUUACCAAUUCUUUGAGCAGCAGGUGACACUUCUUAAGAAGGUUGCCGAACUGCACUUUGUUUUCGACCCGGCGGCGGAGAAAACAAACACCAAUGUGCUUGAUCGAUGGAUCUUGGCAUCCUGCCAAUCAUUGCUCAAAUUCGUCAAUGCAGAGAUGGCUGCCUAUCGUUUGUACACCGUGGUUCCUCAAUUACUGAACUUGAUUGAUAACACCACCAACUGGUACAUUCGAUUCAACCGUCGCCGACUGAAGGGUGAAUACGGUCUUGAGGAUACAACCCAUGCUUUGAACACAUUGUUUGAGGUUCUCUACACCCUCUGCCGAGGACUGGCACCAUUCACACCCUUCAUUACCGAAAACAUCUACCUUCGACUUGUUGCCCAUAUUCCAAAGGAGCUCCACGCUGAGGACGACCGCAGCGUCCACUUCUUGCCGUUCCCUGAAGUGCGAGAGGAACUCUUCGACGAGGUUGUCGAGCGACAAGUCAAGCGUAUGCAGGCCGUUAUUGAACUUGGCCGUAUCUGCAGAGACCGCGCGAACAAGGGUCUCAAGACCCCUCUGAAGACUCUUGUGGUUAUUCACCCUGACCAAGAGUACCUCGACGACAUCAAGUCUCUCGAAAAUUACAUUGUUGAGGAGCUCAACAUCCGGGAUUUGGUGCUCUCUAGCGACGAAGAAAAAUACAGCGUCCAAUAUUCAGCUUCGGCAGAUUUCUCAGUUCUGGGCAAGAAGCUGAAGAAGGAUGCUGUCAAGGUCAAGAAGGCAUUGCCAAGCCUAAGCAGUCAAGAUAUCAAGGACUACCUCAAGAAUGGGGAAAUGUUGGUUGAUGGCAUCCGUAUCGAAAAGGAUGAUCUCACUGUCAGAAGAGGCCUUGCAAAGGAAGACAAGAACAAAGAUCAAGAGUUCAACACUGACAAUGACGUCCUGAUCAUCCUUGACGUAGCUAGCUACCCCGAGUUGGAGCAAGAGGGUUUGGCACGAGAGAUCGUUCGCCGUGUUCAAGACCUUCGAAAGAAGGCUGGCUUGGUGCCUACAGACGAUGUGGGUAUGGAGUAUCGUGUGCUGAGCGAUCCUGAGAAGGUUGGUCUUGAAGCAUGCUUCGCAGGUCAGGGCGCUCUGUUCGAGAAGGCCUUGCGACGCAAUGUUGAUAAGCAUGUCGUCACAGAGGUUGAGGGCAAGAUCCCUGAGAAUGACGAUGAGACAGUCAUUGCCAAGGAGGAGUUCGAAUUACAAAAAGCAACAUUCUUGCUACGCCUUGUCAAGUUAUGAGCAUAGGCCAAAAAAGGAAAAAAGAACGCUUGUGGCGCAUAGGUAUAUGGAUGGUUGCGAUUGUGAUAUCAGAAUCUUUCAUAGAUAGAGUUUCAAACAUCAGGCAUUAAACAAAAUCUUUCUCAUCAAAUGCAAACGCCGAUUCCAUUAUGCAGUGUCGUUUGGAUACAUGACCGCUUUUUCCUACCCUAGCGUUCAUGUCCUUCUUUUACUCGCAGCUAGGAAACAAUCCUUCAAUCUC
Molecule: messenger RNA, 3530 nt
Organism: Aaosphaeria arxii CBS 175.79
Lineage: Eukaryota; Fungi; Ascomycota; Dothideomycetes; Pleosporales
Exons: 6
Coding region: 50-3289 (1079 amino acids)
Biological process (GO): isoleucyl-tRNA aminoacylation
Molecular function (GO): aminoacyl-tRNA deacylase activity; tRNA binding; ATP binding
Source: RefSeq, a predicted model, not a curated record